Messenger RNA from Botrytis sinoallii, 1874 nucleotides. RefSeq lists its product as uncharacterized. The coding region runs from base 561 to 1373 and encodes 270 amino acids. Lineage: Eukaryota; Fungi; Ascomycota; Leotiomycetes; Helotiales; Sclerotiniaceae. Gene Ontology annotation, cellular component: membrane. The record is from RefSeq and is a predicted model, not a curated record. The transcript has 3 exons.
AAAAGCAGAUUUCAUAAGAGAAGAAGAAAAAAAAGGCUGAGCCGUUCUUAUAUUAUAUUACAAAGGGUACGUACGAAUGAGUGAGGAAUACGCGUAUGAAGUUGAUGAGCCUCUUUUCUUCGUAUAAUUUAGAGUUUGCGUUGAUUCAUUCGCUUUGAUGGUCUUGACAUUUGACAUCUCUAUUGUUUCUGUUGUUUCUGCUGUUUCCGUGUCGUUUCCAUCCUUUCACUCCAUUUUGACUUUCGGUGCUUGACGAUUUGUGAAUAUCAUAACGUUACCCGCCCGCACACCUACCACACACAUACCAAGCAAAUAUCAGACAGUCUCCAAGGUUUUACCUUCAGCCCCUCAGAAUCAGAAAUAUACGAGGACGCACUCGAUACGAGAUUCAGAAUACCACCAUUCCAUACCUAUCUAGGUUAUCUGAGUACACUUGGGGAAAAAACAUCCACAACUUGAGCAUUUGAGCAUACACGUCGCAUUUGAGCAUUCACGUCGCAUUUGACUGUACACUUUCCAUACCGUCAUUCCAAAAAUCCAGCAUUCAAUAAACCGACAACAUGGAAUUCUCAAUACAUAAUUUGCAGAAAUAUAAACUAGCUGUACAUAUCGUACAGUUAGCUAUGGCAGUCGUCAUAUGGAUAUUAGAUAUCAUCGUUAUGCGAUCAACUGCAACAGUAGAUGGAAGACUUGGAUGGAACUUUGGUUAUACAUUCUUGGUUUUACCCGCAGUGAUCUAUCUUACCAUGACCGUACGCUUUCCCCGGACGAGAAAAUUCGCAAACCCGUAUGCGCUGUUGGUGAUUGAUCUCGUUUGGUGUGUGAUGGCUCUGUCGGCUUUUGCAGCGGUCGCAAACUGGAAUUCAACCGGGAAAUGUGGAAGCGGGUGUAAAGUGAGCAAGGCAGUUGUGGGAUUAGGUGUUUUCUUAUGGCUCUUCUGGAUUCUCUCAACAGCAAUGUCAUUCUAUGGUCUGGUGUACUACAAGAGAGAAGGAUAUCUUCCCGGCGCAUCCAGAGCUCCCAACAACGCAGCCAUGAUCGAUCCCGAUAAAGAAGCUUUCUCCACCGCUCCCCACGAUGACGAAUAUGCACCAGUUCAUAAUGUCGAAGAGCACGAAGAGCAUGAAUUACACGAUGAUGGAUAUCCCGGCGGAAACUUCGUAGGCAGAGUUCACUCACCAGAUUACGAACCUUCGAGUUACGGAGGAUCAUAUGCACCUACAUCGACGGCUCAUCAUGAUGAUUUGGAAGCUUCAACCGCGUAUACCGGAUACAGUGCGAGUGGAUAUGGCGGAUCACAAAAUUCGAGGACGGGGCGAGCGCAGUUUCCCGAGGGAAAUUAUGGUAAUAUCCCAGUCAUUGGUGAACCAUGAGAAACUUGAUUAUUCAAGAAUAAUUGAGUAAUACAUUAUACAUUAUACAUGAACGGAUAAACGGAUGGAUGGCACAUGAUAGAUGAUUUCACAUUGGCGUUUCUGGUUUCCUCCUGUUAUGGUUUCGAUACUAAUGGAUCCCGUUUGAAAGUCUCUGUAUAUCGUGUCGGAUUGGUAGAUGGAUUGGUUGGGGAAGAAACAACAUACAGGUACAUUUGAAUGAGUGCAUUUAGCAUAUAUCACAUGUACCAGAUGGUAUGAGAACAACACAAGUUCAUCGGGAGGAGACAUGACUUGCAUAUGUAUCUUCGGGGGUUUUAGGAGCAAUUGGUGGAGGACUUUACUUGGCAUUAGCAUGGGUUAGGAUGAGAAUGAGUAUGAGGAUGAGUAUGAGGAAUGACGGAAUUUGAUUGAAGGACGAUUCGGAACAUUUGUUAUAUAGAAAUAUAUUUUGUAGACGACAAUGAAAGGGAAAUUGAAAUGUGUUGUUGAGAUGUUGAG